Messenger RNA from Setaria italica (foxtail millet), 1521 nucleotides. RefSeq names its product probable trehalose-phosphate phosphatase 7. Gene Ontology annotation, biological process: trehalose biosynthetic process. NCBI's taxonomy places the organism in Eukaryota, Viridiplantae, Streptophyta, Magnoliopsida, Poales, Poaceae. Gene Ontology annotation, molecular function: trehalose-phosphatase activity. The record is from RefSeq and is a predicted model, not a curated record. The coding region runs from base 89 to 1231 and encodes 380 amino acids. The transcript is spliced from 4 exons.
CAUCUCUCCCGACGAUCUUCUCUUCCAGUCACUGCUUGGUCAGGAUUCUUGUUCCAUCUGUAGAUCGAUUAGGACGUGAGUUCGAGCGAUGGCGAAGCCGAGUGUGGGAGUUUCGGAGGUGGGCGUCUCGGCGGCGCCGGCGCAGUCGGCGUGCCCCUGCCCCGGGACGCUGUUCCCGUACCCGCCACCGCGCGGCGCCGGGAUCGCCGCCGCCGUGCGGCGCAAGUGCCUGCAGGUGGAGCUCGGCGCUGGGACGGGGCUGCUGGGCGGCGCCUGGGGCGUCGAGUCGAUGCGCGCGUCGUCGCCCACGCACGCCAAGGCGGCCGCCGCGCUCGCCGCCGGCGUGGACGACGAGCGCGCCGCCUGGAUGGUGCGGCACCCGUCGGCGCUUGGCAAGUUCGAGCAGAUCGUGGCGGCUUCCGAGGGCAAGCGCAUCGUGAUGUUCCUGGACUACGACGGCACCCUGUCGCCCAUCGUGGACGACCCCGACGCCGCCUUCAUGAGCGAGACGAUGCGGAUGGCCGUGCGCAGCGUCGCCAAGCACUUCCCGACGGCGAUCGUGAGCGGCCGGUGCCGAGACAAGGUGUUUGAGUUCGUGAAGCUGGCGGAGCUGUACUACGCCGGCAGCCACGGCAUGGACAUAAAGGGCCCGGCCAAGGCCUCUUCCCGGCACGCAAAGGCCAAGGCGAAAGGAGUCCUGUUCCAACCGGCGAGCGAGUUCCUGCCCAUGAUAGAGGAGGUGCACGAGCGCCUUGCCGAGACGACGCGCUGCAUCCCCGGGGCCAAGGUGGAGAACAACAAGUUCUGCGUGUCCGUCCACUUCAGAUGCGUCGACGAAAAGAUGUGGGGCGAGGUCUCGGAGGCGGUGAAGGGCGUGCUGCGGGAGUACCCCAAGCUGCGGCUGACGCUAGGGCGGAUGGUGCUGGAGGUGCGGCCCACCAUCAAGUGGGACAAGGGCAAGGCCCUCGAGUUCCUGCUCGAGUCGCUCGGCUUCGCCGACUGCACCAACGUCCUGCCCGUCUACAUCGGCGACGACCGCACCGACGAGGACGCCUUCAAGGUCCUCCGGCGGCGGGGGCAGGGCGUGGGGAUCCUGGUGUCCAAGCACCCCAAGGAGACGAGCGCCAACUACUCGCUCCAGGAGCCGGCCGAGGUGAUGGAGUUCCUGCUGCGCCUCGUGGAGUGGAAGCGCCUCUCCAGGUCUAGGGCCAGGCUCAUGAGUCUGCAAUGACACGACGCACGCGGCUGGUUCUUGUGACCGUGGACAAUGCGGGCGGCGGAUGCAAAGCUGAUUGCGAGAUGGUGCUUUGUGCCAGUAGAUAUCGGAUCUAGCACUGUUUGUACUUUGUACCGUCUCGUUGAGUGCGACUUCUCUGUUUUCCUCUCCCUUCUUUUUUUCCCCCGGGGGCCCUAAGGGCUGUAUAACGAGCAUGUACAUUAUGUAGCUAAUGCUAUAUAUACAAGAGGAGAAGAAUCAAGUAACCAAGAGCAAGUUAUGAGGGUCGCGUUCCAAUCCCUUCA